UGCCAGGCCGCAUGCCACUCCCCGACGGGGCGCGUACCCCAGGGGGCGUCUACCGGGAGGCGCGCGGCGGGGGCUACACCAACCGGACCUUCGAGUUUGACGACGGCCAAUGCGCCCCCAGGCGGCCCUGCGCGGGGGACGGCGCGCUCCUGGACACCGCCGGCUUCAAGAUGAGCGACCUGGACUCCGAGGUGCUGCCCUUGCCGCCGCGCUACCGCUUCCGGGACCUGCUGCUGGGCGACCCGUCCUUCCAGAACGACGACAGGGUCCAGGUGGAGUUCUACGUCAACGAGAACACCUUCAAGGAGCGGCUCAAGCUGUUCUUCAUCAAAAACCAAAGAUCGAGCCUGAGGAUCCGGCUGUUCAACUUCUCCCUGAAGCUGCUCACCUGCCUGCUCUACAUCGUGCGCGUCCUGCUCGACGACCCGGCCCUGGGCAUCGGAUGCUGGGGCUGCCCAAAGCAGAACUACUCCUUCAAUGACUCGUCCUCCGAGAUCAACUGGGCUCCUAUUCUGUGGGUGGAGAGAAAGAUGACACUGUGGGCGAUCCAGGUCAUCGUGGCCAUAAUAAGCUUCCUGGAGACGAUGCUUCUCAUCUACCUCAGCUACAAAGGCAACAUCUGGGAGCAGAUCUUCCGCGUGUCCUUCGUCCUGGAGAUGAUCAACACCCUGCCCUUCAUCAUCACGAUCUUCUGGCCGCCGCUGCGGAACCUGUUCAUCCCCGUCUUUCUGAACUGCUGGCUGGCCAAGCACGCGCUGGAAAACAUGAUUAAUGACUUCCACCGUGCCAUCCUGCGGACACAGUCGGCCAUGUCCAACCAGGUCCUCAUCCUCUUCUGCACCCUGCUGUGCCUCGUUUUCACGGGGGGUUGCAGGACCUGCGGCAUCCAGCACCUGGAGCGGGCGGGUGAGAACCUGUCCCUCCUGACCUCCUUCUACUUCUGCAUCGUCACCUUCUCCACCGUGGGCUACGGUGACGUCACGCCCAAGAUCUGGCCAUCGCAGCUGCUGGUGGUCAUCAUGAUCUGCGUGGCCCUCGUGGUGCUCCCACUGCAGUUCGAGGAGCUCGUCUACCUCUGGAUGGAGCGGCAGAAGUCAGGGGGCAACUACAGCCGCCACCGUGCGCAGACGGAGAAGCACGUGGUCCUGUGUGUCAGCUCCCUCAAGAUCGACCUUCUCAUGGACUUCCUGAACGAGUUCUACGCCCACCCCCGGCUCCAGGACUAUUACGUGGUCAUCCUGUGCCCCACGGAGAUGGAUGUCCAGGUGCGCAGAGUCCUGCAGAUCCCUCUGUGGUCCCAGCGGGUCAUCUACCUCCAGGGCUCUGCACUCAAAGACCAGGACCUCAUGCGAGCCAAGAUGGACAAUGGGGAGGCCUGCUUCAUCCUCAGCAGCAGGAACGAGGUGGACCGCACGGCUGCAGACCACCAGACCAUCCUGCGCGCCUGGGCCGUGAAGGACUUCGCCCCCAACUGCCCCCUCUACGUCCAGAUCCUCAAACCCGAAAACAAGUUUCACGUCAAGUUUGCCGACCACGUGGUGUGUGAGGAGGAGUGCAAGUACGCCAUGCUGGCGCUGAACUGCAUCUGCCCGGCGACCUCCACCCUCAUCACCCUGCUGGUGCACACAUCCCGUGGCCAGGAGGGACAGGAGUCUCCAGAGCAGUGGCAGCGCAUGUACGGGCGCUGCUCGGGCAACGAGGUGUACCACAUCCGCAUGGGUGACAGCAAGUUCUUCCGCGAGUACGAGGGCAAGAGCUUCACCUACGCGGCCUUCCACGCCCACAAGAAGUACGGCGUGUGCCUCAUCGGGCUGAAGCGGGAGGACAACAAGAGCAUCCUGCUGAACCCGGGGCCCCGGCACAUCCUGGCCGCCUCCGACACCUGUUUCUACAUCAACAUCACCAAGGAGGAGAACUCAGCCUUCAUCUUCAAGCAGGAGGAGAAGCGGAAGAAGAGGGCCUUCUCGGGGCAGGGGCUGCACGAGGGUCCGGCCCGCCUGCCCGUGCACAGCAUCAUCGCCUCCAUGGGGACAGUGGCCAUGGACCUGCAGGGCACAGAGCACCGGCCCACGCAGAGCGGCGGGGGGGGCGGGGGCAGCAAGCUGGCACUGCCCACGGAGAACGGCUCGGGCAGCCGGCGACCCAGCAUCGCGCCCGUCCUGGAACUGGCCGACAGCUCGGCCCUGCUGCCCUGCGACCUGCUGAGCGACCAGUCGGAGGAUGAGGUGACGCCGUCGGACGACGAGGGGCUCUCCGUGGUAGAGUAUGUGAAGGGCUACCCUCCCAACUCGCCCUACAUCGGCAGCUCCCCAACCCUGUGCCACCUCCUGCCAGUGAAAGCCCCCUUCUGCUGCCUGCGGCUGGACAAGGGCUGCAAGCACAACAGCUACGAAGACGCCAAGGCCUACGGCUUCAAGAACAAGCUGAUCAUCGUCUCGGCAGAGACGGCCGGCAACGGGCUGUACAACUUCAUCGUGCCGCUGCGGGCCUACUACAGAUCCCGCAAGGAGCUGAACCCCAUCGUGCUGCUGCUGGACAACAAGCCCGACCACCACUUCCUGGAAGCCAUCUGCUGCUUCCCCAUGGUCUACUACAUGGAGGGCUCCGUGGACAACCUGGACAGCCUGCUGCAGUGCGGCAUCAUCUAUGCGGACAACCUGGUGGUGGUGGACAAGGAAAGCACCAUGAGCGCCGAGGAGGACUACAUGGCGGACGCCAAGACCAUCGUCAACGUGCAGACCAUGUUCCGGCUCUUCCCCAGCCUCAGCAUCACCACGGAGCUCACCCACCCUUCCAACAUGCGCUUCAUGCAGUUCCGCGCCAAGGACAGCUACUCUCUGGCUCUUUCCAAACUAGAAAAGAGGGAGCGAGAGAAUGGCUCCAAUCUGGCCUUCAUGUUCCGCCUGCCGUUCGCCGCCGGCCGCGUCUUCAGCAUCAGCAUGUUGGACACGCUGCUCUACCAGUCCUUUGUGAAGGACUACAUGAUCACCAUCACCCGGCUGCUGCUGGGCCUGGACACCACGCCGGGCUCGGGGUACCUCUGUGCCAUGAAAAUCACCGAGGGCGACCUGUGGAUCCGCACGUACGGCCGCCUCUUCCAGAAGCUCUGCUCCUCCAGCGCCGAGAUCCCCAUUGGCAUCUACCGGACAGAGAGCCACGUCUUCUCCACCUCGGAGCCCCACGACCUCAGAGCCCAGUCCCAGAUCUCGGUGAACGUGGAGGACUGUGAGGACACACGGGAAGUGAAAGGGCCCUGGGGCUCCCGCGCUGGCACCGGAGGCAGCUCCCAGGGCCGCCACACGGGCGGCGGUGACCCCGCAGAGCACCCGCUGCUGAGGCACAAGAGCCUGCAGUGGGCCCGGAGGCUGAGCCGGAAGGCGCCCAAGCAGGCAGGCCGGGCGGCGGCCACGGAGUGGAUCAGCCAGCAGCGCCUCAGCCUGUACCGGCGCUCUGAGCGCCAGGAGCUCUCCGAGCUGGUGAAGAACCGCAUGAAGCACCUGGGGCUGCCCACCACCGGCUACGAGGACGUAGCAAAUUUAACAGCCAGUGAUGUCAUGAAUCGGGUAAACCUGGGAUAUUUGCAAGACGAGAUGAAUGACCACCAGAACACCCUCUCCUACGUCCUCAUCAACCCUCCGCCCGACACGAGGCUGGAGCCCAGCGACAUUGUCUAUCUCAUCCGCUCCGACCCCCUGGCUCACGUGGCCAGCAGCUCCCAGAGCCGGAAGAGCAGCUGCAGCCACAAGCUGUCGUCCUGCAACCCCGAGACUCGUGACGAGACACAGCUCUGAGCCAGCCCUGCACGGAGCUCAGGCCACCAAGCCCAGGCUCCUCAGGAAGGACGUGGAGGAGCGUGUGAGGACACGGUGGCACUAGCGUGACCCUGGGGAUGCCACACUCUACUCACCGUGGCUCCUGGGACUCCACCCUGGAAAGGAGCCCCUCAUGCGGGGGGAGGGCCAGCUCACCCCUGGGCACCUGCAGGCUAGUGAGGAGAGUUUUUAACCUAUUUUUACACGUCGACGCAGUCCACUUCUCUUUACACAGAUGUACCGCAACUCGUGACCAGGGCUGGCUGGGAGGGCAACGCAGGGACUGGAUGCCCUGCAGGGCCGAGCCCAGGCUGUGCUGGAGGGUGGGGCUGGGGUGCAUGGGGAGGGGAGCAGAACCCAGAACCCAGGAGCCCCGCGUGGGCCACACCCAACUCAGAGCCGGCCUGAGCAUUCACGGCUUCCUUGCAGCCAAGGGCUGGGGGCCGGGGCUGCUGUUCUGCACUCUGUGGGGUGGGUGAGGGGGACCCUGGGCUGUUUGUUUGCUGUCCUGAGCCCAUUCUGGAAGUUAGAAGCAGCAAAGGGCCCGGGGAAGCCGGGCAUGUGAGAGGGGUGUGUCCCCAGGUCCCCCAGAGGGCCCUGUUGCCGAGCACCUUUCUGAAGGAAGGAGAAGACGCCGUUUCCUCUACUUCACACUGAACUGUCCCAGCCACUGCAUCUAGGGGGCAUUGGGCGGAAGAUGGUGCAUUUCCAUGGACCAUUUUACACUUACCUUUUAAAGCAAAGCCUCAUUUUCUAAACCCCUGACUUGUGAAGCACAAUUCAGCCUCCGGGCUGGGCCACGUGGAGAGAGGAUCUUCCCAGCAAGGCGAGAUCCCGGGCGGCGGCUGACAUCAGGAGCGCCACCCUGCGUCCUUUGCUGCUGGUUCCUUACUGGUUUGUACGGUCAGCGCUGGAACCUUCUAUUAAAUGGAUGCAUUCUGGAGGCAUGAAGUUACAAGUCAAGUCGCCCUGCUCGUGUUUCCAAGGCUCUCACCCCUCCCAGCCACCCCACUUUAAGGGUUACAAACACCUGCUGGGGUCCCCACCCCAACCCCAUAGGCAAGCCCCCAUUCCCCAGCCAGGCCAGGACAGUCCUUCCAAAACUCGGGAACCAAAUUGUAUUUGGCUACUGGUGACUGGAUCCUGGUAGCCAGGAAACCUGCCUGGUGGUGGGGGUCCCAGAGUCCAGGAGGGCUGUCUGGUGAGCUGCCCAUCAGCCUCACCCCUGCAGCCAGGCGUGUCCCUGGGGUGGGCACAGAGACCCCAGGCUCUGCCCGCAGUGGCACAGAACUCAUCUGAGGCCAGUGGCUGCUGGGGAUCCCCUACACUGGGGGGUCAGGGCUGCCCCAGGUGGGGAUGUGUGUGCACCUCACCACGUUCACUUCAGGGUACCCCAAGAGGCUGAAGGGGAAGGACCAAAAGGCCGAGGUGCAGCCCCUCCCCGGUGUCAGGGCAGACAACACAGCAGCUGCUGGAGGGGCCGGCCCUGGCCACACAGACUAGCUAGUCCCUUACUCCCGGCCUGCCUGGAACCCUCCUGCUCAGAAGGUGCCCACUAGCCCUCUGUCGGGGACAGAGCCAGACAUGGGUGGUCAGGGAGAGGCUGUGUGGAUUCAGGGGGCCAGAAAGUCCCAGGACCUUGAUGGAGCGGCAGGGAUUGAUGUUGGGCUAGGGUGGCCAGAGCCUGUCCCAGCAGGGCUGGGGUCUGUCAGGUUCCUGGGAUCCAACAGCAAGCACGCCCUGCCCUGCAGUCACCCUGCAGCUGGAAGGCCCAAGUCUGCCUCACCUGGGUAGCUUCUCACGUCACCCACACCCUGGCCCCCAGGCGAGGGGGGCUGCACAGCACCUGCAGGGAGGAGAGGGGAGAGAAAAGCCAGUCUGGCUGCUGGGAUGGGAGGGCCACAGCUCCAGCAGUGGCAGGGGAAGCUGUAGCCCCUGGAGCCCCAUACUGGAAGAGCUGGCCUCUAGGAGGCACCAUGGGGGAGUCACAUGACUUAUUCGGGAUUGACUUGCAAUGUGGACGGUGUUCCCGGAGUCCCCUGUGGCCACUCCACCACCGUGAGGCCGGGAGGCAUCUUAGCCUUUGAGCCUCUCUCCAAGGGUGAGUGGAGUCCCCCAAAGAGGGCUGGGGGCUUGCUGCCCAAGAGGGGCUGGGUGGACACUUGGGGCCUCUGAGAACAUCAGUGAUCCGUUCCCUUCUGCACAUUGUGGCAAGUGGCAGCAUUUUCAUAAUCUCCAGUAGUGAGGCCACUUCAGGUCCAGCCCUGGACAUCCCAGGAGGAGGUGGGCAGUCCCUGCCCCUUCACUAACCGCAGAGGAUGCCAGCUCUAGGCCCCCUGCUCUGCCUGGAGCUCAUGCGGGCAGCCGUGGACACAGGUGGCACCCAGCGCCCAGCGGCCUGUGAAUCCUCCCAUGGGCAAAGCUGGGAGCCAGGGGCUGGAACCAGGCAGGUCAGUGACUGUGAGAUGCCAGCUGCCAGCCCAAGAAAAGCUGCCUGCAGCAUCUGGAACCUUCUGUGCUCUCCUUGGCCUCUGUGUUCUUCAUCUCCAGGUUUAGGGAGCACCCGGGGUGCCUCUCUGCUUGUCCCGAGCCCACUCACCAAUAGCCCCGGCUUGCACAGUCAUGACAUCAGGAAGGUGGGUCCCUGCUCCCAGCCGUCCUCAUCCACCAUCACUUCUCCCAGCCUCGUGUCCUGCUGACCCUUAAAAGGUCCCCCUGCAAAGUACACCAAGUGAAGUAGGAUCUGAGCAAAGGUUGAGGGACUGAAUUCCCUAAGAAGUUAUCACUGCCUAGAAUAAGCGAAAAGAAUUUUUUUUAAUGUUUUACAGUAGAAUUAUUUGAAACAUACAAAAUUAGUGAGACACCUGCUAUUUUCCUUAUUCCUGUUGUUUGUUUUUAUUUUCCUUAUACCUAAUUCAUCCAACAGAAAACUGGGCAGGGCGCAGUGUCUCACACCUGUAAUCCCAGCACUUUGGGAGGCCAAGGCAGGUGGACUGCUUGAGCCCAGGAGUUUAAGAUCAGCGUGGGCAACAUGACGAACCCUGACUGUAUCAAAAAAUACAAAAAAAAAAAAUUAGCUAGACGUGAUGGCAUGUGCAUAUAGU
Molecule: messenger RNA, 6916 nt
Organism: Gorilla gorilla gorilla (western lowland gorilla)
Lineage: Eukaryota; Metazoa; Chordata; Mammalia; Primates; Hominidae
Gene: KCNT1
Product: potassium sodium-activated channel subfamily T member 1
Exons: 32
Coding region: 12-3791 (1259 amino acids)
Biological process (GO): potassium ion transmembrane transport
Cellular component (GO): plasma membrane
Molecular function (GO): intracellular sodium-activated potassium channel activity; outward rectifier potassium channel activity
Source: RefSeq, a predicted model, not a curated record